Messenger RNA from Trypanosoma rangeli, 927 nucleotides. RefSeq lists its product as uncharacterized. Bases 1 to 927 code for a protein of 308 amino acids. Lineage: Eukaryota; Euglenozoa; Kinetoplastea; Trypanosomatida; Trypanosomatidae. The record is from RefSeq and is a predicted model, not a curated record. The transcript has a single exon.
AUGAUGCGGUGCAGCUGCAUUCUGCGGGACAAGUCGAUGUUCGCGGCAAAGCGUCGCGUCAUUGUCCCUAUCCAUCCCACACCAAACUUCCCGGCACACUUUAUCAAGGCGUCCUUUACCACUGACCCGCUGAAGGAGAAGCAGAAGGCACGUUUUUCGUCCGGCGGUGAGGCGAUGCGGGAGGUGCAAAUGAUACCGAAGAACCUUGAGGGUGAACGAUCGCGGCGGGAACUCAUGUCGCGCGGUGAUAGCGAGUUUGAGGCACUCAUAGAGUUUAUCCAGGGUGCAUCCUACGAUCAACUGAUAUCGGGACGUCGCUUUAAGAAGGUGUAUGACAAACUCUCGGAAAACGACGAUAUGUUUGUUUGGCUUUGUCACACGGCGAUGUCGGUGCUGAAUCCGGGGGAUGUCCGUUCACGCCUGGUGUAUAACCACCUGCGCACACUCGCUGAGGCGGUCGCAAAUGGGGAGAUGACAUUGCGAACUGCCUUUCGAUUUUAUGAAUCCGCUGUGCGUAGCCCUGCAUACCGUGAAAUUGCGAAGCGACAACUAGAGAAUGGUGCAGCAACCCGGUUAGCGGGCAUUAGCGCCGCGGCGGAGGUGAUGCGGCGAAUGGGACUCACCCGACGCCCCAUGGCUUCGUACUUUGAGCUGUACCAACGCAUUGUGGAGCGGUCGGAGGCAAUGACACCGUGGGGAUUUCCUCCACUCUUUCAGUUUGAGGAGCGUCUUUCGCUUGAGCCGCGGCUAAAGUUCUUUUCGCGAGCAUCACAACAGGCACUAGAACGCCGCCGCCGCGGCAACAUCAUGUCUGCAUACACAACGCUGCAAGGUCGUCGUAUUUUCUGGAUCCCGCCCACAUGGAACCGCGCUGGCCGUUUCCUUGGUCCGCAUGUCACGCUGUACCCCGGCAUGACGCCUGAUUAA